Messenger RNA from Sclerotinia sclerotiorum 1980 UF-70, 330 nucleotides. RefSeq lists its product with no specific name. Bases 1 to 330 code for a protein of 109 amino acids. The transcript has 2 exons. NCBI's taxonomy places the organism in Eukaryota, Fungi, Ascomycota, Leotiomycetes, Helotiales, Sclerotiniaceae. The record is from RefSeq and is a predicted model, not a curated record.
AUGGUGGCGGUGGCUGUCAGUGAUUAUACAAGGUUGUCUGUAAAGGAAUUUUAUCAACGAUAUGCAUACCAUGCGUACCAAAACCCUUGGGAGUGGUUCUCUGCAUGUACUUGUCGCUCAUUGCAACGGUACUACUACUCAGGCGAGAGCGCGGAUUCCCGCUAUAUAUAUAAUCGGGUUCGGGAUUUAUUGUUGACCGAGAACCACGGUAAUGUCCGAAUCAUGUGCGGAAAGAAGUUGUCUAAUCCUUUAUAUUCUGGUUUCCUCCAUAAAUUCCUGAUUCACUUUGUGCAAUAUUGUGACAGAGAGAAGAAACCGACGGAUACGUAG